Schistocerca gregaria is the source of this 2889-nucleotide messenger RNA. RefSeq lists its product as uncharacterized. NCBI's taxonomy places the organism in Eukaryota, Metazoa, Arthropoda, Insecta, Orthoptera, Acrididae. The coding region runs from base 96 to 1643 and encodes 515 amino acids. The record is from RefSeq and is a predicted model, not a curated record. The transcript has 2 exons.
GCAAACGCCGCAAUCCGGGUCAGGCUGUCCAGGCGGGCCGCGCCUAUAUAUACAUUGGCUCCAGCGGCGGCGCUCACAGUGUGCAGACAGCUACCAUGGCCGCCCUCGCGCUCCCUGUGAUUCUGGUGUGCUUGUCGCGCGCGGCGCUGGCCGGUGUGUUCGGUCUGCCCCCCUUCGCGUACGUGGCGCCGCCGCUGCCCUACUACCAGCACUACUCCGCUCAGCCGGCAGUGGCGACUCACUACUCGGCCCAGCCCGUAGUGGCCACUCACUACUCGGCCCAGCCCGCAGUCGCCACUCACUACUCGGCCCAGCCCGCCAUCUCGCAGACGCACUACUCCUACUCGCCUCCGCCGGAGAACCGCUUCCAGGGCUUCUACUACCGCACCGCUUACCUCGACGGCUCCGCGGACAGCCAGGUGCUGUUCGUGACCGGGCCGGAGGUGCGUCAGCUGCUGAGCGAGGCGUCGCAGUUUACGCGGCUGCUGGCGUCUGGCGGAGCGGAGAACGCGACAGAUGGGGGCCCCGCCUUCAGGUCGCUGGCAGAGCGAGCCAAGGCCGCCGCGGAGAGCUCCGUGGUGUUCCCGGCGGCCACUGCGCCGCUGCUGGGCGGCUCCAUCCCACUGGACGCUUUCCUGCCGCCGUGGGCGCGCGGCCUACCCGACGCAGCCGCAGCCGCCGGUGCCGACGCAGCAGCUGGCGGCGAAGCUGACAAUUCCACGAGUUCCAGCAGCUCGGACAGCACACAGGACAGCGCCGCACCUGCCGAGGCGGGUCCAAACUCCGAAGCGAGUAGCCGCUCCGAAGUCAUCGUGCCGGCGGUAGAGACCAACAGCAUCGCCGAUACACCCCAGCCGGUUCCCGACGUGGCCGUCUCCUCCACUUCGGCUCCAGCUGUGGAACCGGCAGCCAGCCCAGCCGCACCCGCCGCCUCCGAAGCAGCCUCUGCGGCACCGGGUACCGAACAGGCAUCGUCUUCACCCAGUACAGAAAUGGCACCCGCUUCCAGCAGUACGGAAGUGGCACCUGCUUCCAGCAGUACAGAAGUGGCACCCGCUCCCAGCAGUACAGAAGUGGCACCCGCUCCCAGCAGUACAGAAGUGGCACCCGCUUCCAGCAGUACAGAAGUGGCACCCGCUUCCAGCAGUACCGAAAUGGCACCCGCUUCCAGCAGUACCGAGGCGGCACCCGCUUCCAGCAGUGAAGCCGCCGUAUCCAGCACUGAAGCGGCACCCUCCGAAUCUGGCGGAGAAACUACUUCGCCUGCUGCUGUAGACAGCGGAGCGAGUCCAGUCGCCACAGAACCUAGUCCCAUUGCUUCUGUCGAUAGUGGUCCCUCUACAACUGCUCCUGUUGCCGCGGAAGAAGCUUCGACCUCCACCGGAUCAUCGGAAGACACUCCACCUGUUGCCGUUAUCACCGAGGCUUCUUCUGGUGACUCGACUGAAAACGGUGGAUCCACACCCGCCUCUACCGAACGUGCUCCGUCCGAAUCUUCUGAAACUACUAGCCCAGACAGCGCUUCCAGCACCACUGCCGCCCAAGGAUCAGCUGAAGCGAGUACACUCUCAGAGGCAGCCAGUGACAGCUCCGAAUCUACCACUAACUCUAGCAGUGGCUCGGAGCAAUUAGCGACGAGUUAGGUCUAAUACCUAUGUGUAACGGUUUGUGAUCAAAGUGACAAGGCGAGACGAGAUGCAAAGCCCAAUCUAUCCGUCGCUAACACAGCUUUCAGUAGAAGUUUAAAUUGCCUUUCGAUUGUCUUGUCAAAGCGUCGGUCUCAUGCACUGAGGUCCAAGGGAUCACGGGAAAAGGUUUGGGCAGUGUACCCUUUCGGCUCUGAAUCAAUCUAACAUCAAAUAAAAUUUGAUAUCUUAAAAUGCAUAUGUAUCCUAUGGUUCUCGUGAUACAGGCCGUCAAAUAUAUAUUUAUUUGUGUCACCCAAAAUUAACUAAAAGAAAAUGUUUCGCCUUUGAACCGUUUCCCUUUAUUUUUCCUGCACGUUAGAAAGAUCCAGCAAAUGUUCUAAGAUACAUGCUUUUACUUUUUACAGAAAGUCACCGCUUGCUCUCAGACUUUCGAAAAAUCUCUUGCAUCUUUCAGAGAGUGCUCUGAUUUGAUCAGUUAAGAGAAAUGGAAAACAGGACGCCACAAUUUAUGGAAGCAGCAGUCACGAAGCAGUUACUGUGUUCUCACAAGAUCAAAAUGCUGAGGAAAUUUAUAAUAGACGACUAAAAGACAACACUUUUUCUCAUAUAUCUGUAAUGAAAUUAGAUUAACGCUCCCAAAAUAAGACAGAUCCAAUUUCAAAAAUUAGUGACAACAGCUCAGUACAUUUUUAAAUAUAAUUCUAUCUUAAGUGGUUCACUCUCUGAUCCUGCUUAUGUUAUAGCCUUCUUGCCCAGCUAGCUACGGAGAAAAGUGUUUUAUACCAUGUUCCAGCUCCAGCCACAUGUAUAUUCCUAUCUGUGCUUUGGAAAAUGACAUUAUGGACCAGAACUGUUCACAACUUGUACUGAUAUUCAAAAUGGGGAGUGUUCUAGAGCAGACUUCAAUGUCUCAGGGACUUACGGCAUAAACGGCAAUACGUCCAUUAGUGUCCCAUUCAAUCACAAAUUCAUUAACAACCUCAGAGUACUCCAAGUUGAAGUGAUACAGUUAGUUAAGCCAUGACCAGCCCUAGUUAAAUUGUCAACACAUCUAUUAUAGGCUAACUCUAGAGACAACAAAUUAGUAACAGAUCCCCUGCAGUAGUUGUGCACCACACGAAAGCAAUACUAAAUCUCACAAUUACUCUGUACAAUAAGCCCAAGCGGAUGUAAAAUUCUCAGUCAUCCACACCUAACGUUUAAGUGACUAGUAUGUAGAAUAAACCACUUCAUGUACUCA